AAUCACUAUAUAUUCAUCAUCCUGUUACAGCAAUCGCAUUGCUUCUGUCGGUGCUGGGAAGAUAGCGUCUCACUGAGCUGGGAACAGCAAGAGGGGAAAUAGCAGUAAGCCAGACAAGGAUAAGAUACCAGAGGACAAAUAGAAAAGCCACGAGCCUCUCCUGUAGGACACAGCCCACGGACAGGCUGCAGACUGGGCACUAUGAGGCUAUUACAAAUUCUUGCACUGAUUUCUGCUUUUCAGUCUGUACAUUUAGCUAUAAACUCACUGGUACAGCUGAAAAAUAAUGGAUAUGAAGAUAUUAUUAUAGCAGUUAAUCCCCAAGUGCCUGAGGAUGGGAAGAUUAUUGAGAAAAUAAAGGAAAUGCUGACCGAUGCAUCUUCUUACUUAUUCCAAGCUACUAAAAAAAGACUUUAUAUAAGGAGUGCAAAAAUUUUGAUCCCCAAUACUUGGGCAUCCAAUAGUUCAUACGGAAGGCCGAAAUUAGAAUCAUAUGACAAGGCAGAUGUAAUCGUUGCAUCACCUUUUAUCCAUGGGGACGACCCCUAUACUUUACAGUUUGGAGGUUGUGGAGAAAAGGGAAAAUACAUUCAUUUUACUCCUAACUUCCUUGUAAAUGAUGAGAAAAUGCUACCAAUAUAUGGACCAAGAGGGAGAGUUUUCGUGCACGAGUGGGCUCACCUUCGUUGGGGCGUCUUUGACGAAUACAACUAUGAUCACCCUUACUAUCUUUCUGAAAAACAAGUAAUUGAAGCAACAAGGUGCCCUUUGAAGAUGAAAGGCUCAAAUCUAAUAGAUGUAUGCCAAAGGGGGGUUUGCCAUUUGGAACCUUGUGGAUAUGACAUCAAUACUGGGCUCUAUGAAGAGGACUGCAGAUUUUAUCCUGACAUGGAUAACUUUGUGGAUGAAUCUAUUAUGUAUGGCCAAGUGCUGGAACCUGUACAUGCCUUCUGUGAUAGCAGUAGCCAUAACUCAGAGGCUCCCAACCAACAAAACCGCCUGUGCAGUCAACAAAGCACAUGGGAUGUCAUCAGUAAGUCUUCUGACAUACAAUCCAGUCCUCCAUUAAUGGAAUCAAACAUUCCAGCUCCUAUUAUUUCUCUAUUGCAAUACAAGGACAGAGUGGUCACUUUGGUUCUGGAUAUAUCUGGAAGCAUGACAAUUGCUAACCGCAUCACCCGGCUAUAUCAAGCAUCAGAAUUAUACAUCAUGCAAAUAGUGGAGCAGGGCGCUUACGUUGGUAUUGUUGUGUUUAGCACUGUGGCUGAGACCAAAUCCCAACUAGUUAAAUUAACUGAUACUUUCCAACGGGAAAGUCUGAAGUUAAAGCUUCCAACUGCAGCAACUGGUGGUACAAACAUAUGUGCUGGAGUUCGACGAGGUCUGGAGGUAAAUAGAAAUCUUGAUCAGAGCACACAUGGCACAGAAAUUGUGCUGCUAACAGAUGGAGAAGAUUCUGGAAUUAGUGGUUGUUUUUCUGAAGUUACUAAGAGCGGAGCCAUUAUUCACACAAUAGCUCUUGGAAACAAAGCAGACGCGGGUCUUGAAACGCUAGCAGAGCUCACGGGUGGCCUAAAACUGUAUGCGUCAGAUGAAGUCGGUGAAAACGGCCUGAUUGACGCUUUCAGUGGGAUUGUGUCCAGCACUGGGAAUGUAACUCAGCAGUCCCUGCAGAUUGAAAGUUCUGCUACACAAGUCAAACCAAACAGUUGUUUAGAUGGCAGAGUAGAUAUUGACAAGACUGUGGGAAAUGACACUUUCUUUUUGGUCACUUGGGAUUCUGCAAUCCCCAACAUAUCUCUGACUGAUCCAAAUGGAAAAGUUUAUACAGAGGCUGGUUUUAAAAGUGAUCAAGUUUCAAAAUCAGCUCGCCUCCUUAUUCCUGGCAUGGCACAGAUUGGAACAUGGCAUUACAGACUUUGUAGCACUGUUGUAACUGAUCAAGUAAUUGGCAUAACGGUCAAUUCCCGAGCAUCAAAUGAAGAUGUGCCACCCAUAGUUGCAGAGGCUUACAUGAGUGAUGAUUCCAGCACAUACCCUAAGCCAAUGAUUGUGUAUGCAAUAGUUACUCAGGGACUUUCACCUGUUUUGGGGGCAAAAGUUACUGCUGUUAUUGAGCCACAGAAUGGAAACAUUCAAACGUUGCAGCUUUUGGAUAAUGGAGCAGGUGCGGAUAUUAUCAAGAAUGAUGGUAUCUAUUCCAAAUAUUUUGUUCAGUUCUCUGGGAAUGGUAGAUACAACUUAAAAGUUCGUGUAGAAAGCAAAGAUCAAAACUCAAACCUUGCAGCAUCAGCAAGUCGUGCCCUUUACCUGCCUGGCUACAUUGUGAAUGGCACUGUAUUCCGUAACCCUCCAAGGCCCAAAGAUACUGUUAUUGAAGACCAGAGUUUAGGGAACUUCACCAGGACGGUUUCAGGUGGUGCCUUUACUGUAACCAAUGUGCCAUCAGGGCCUCUACCAGACAUGUUUAAACCUGAGAGAAUUACUGAUCUGGAUGCAAAAAUUAAGGGGAAAGAAGUCGAAGUAACUUGGACAGCCACUGGUGACGACCUGGACCAAGGAAAUGCUUCAAUGUAUGAUUUAAGAAUGAGCCUCAAUUCUAAGGAUCUUUUAGAAAACUUUGAGAAUGCGACCAACGUAAAUGUCACCCAUCUCACUCCACAGGAGGCUGGUGCCAGAGAAACCUUUACAUUCACACCAGAGAAUAUUGUCAUAAAAAAUGGCACCAUCAUUUUUUUUGCACUGAUUGCCUUUGAUGAAGCUGGACUGAAAUCAGACACCUCUAACUUAGCAAGGGCAACUUUCUUUGUACCACAGACUAACCCAGGCAAUGGCUCAAAUCACAGCAAUUUUAAUACACUGACCAUUAUAUUGGUGGGACUGAUGGUUAUGUUAACACUGGUGAUUAAUUCGGCAGUUUUAGAUAUUGCUUGCUAAACUGGAACCAAGACUGCAAGAAGAACACUAAGCACAGAGAUCAACAUUAAUGCCUUUCUUCUGGUGGUAUAAGAAAUGUACAGUCAGAUCAGUGACUAAAAAGCACCAGCUGCAAUGGAUAUGUCUCUUCCAUUGAAGAGACGAAAUACACUGUGAGCAACAUGAGCCCAAUGAAUAGGUCUUGCACUGGAUAAUGCAUUCUACCUAUUGUUUUAAUGUAAGCUCCAUAGGAUUUAUUAUUUUUACACUAUAUAAUGCAACUUAACAGAAACUAAAAAAAACACUUUUACACUGGAUUCCACUUUUAAGCUCAUCAUUGCAGUUGUGGACUGAAGAGCAAGGACUUUAUACCGCCCCCCUCACUUUGAAAUGAGCCUAUUCAGUAGGGCUUAUGUAGGAACGUUGCAUAAGCACUAUCUGAACUUUCAGAAAUUGUUUUAGACAGACAUACCUCAUUUCACAGAUUGCCUGUUUCUGCUGGAUGUGAUUAUUUCCUUAAACCCUUUAAACACACGGUGUAUAGCAACCCCUCCUUCACAUUGCUCCAUUAUGAAAUCUAGGACUUGAAGUCCCUCUGCUUUUCAAAGAACAUGUGCACCACCCACUAUGGAAAGCAGAGGGACUCCAAGUUCCAGAAUCCAUUGCGUCAAAAUGGAACAACUUGAGGUAGGGGAUCAAUUACACCGUAAACCUAAGGGAUGUUGGUAUGGUUUGUCAGAAUGUCAUGGUUUCCCUCUAUCUAUAGAAUCAGGUAUGUUUGUGUACAAACAAAUACAAUACAAUUUAUUUUUGAAA
Molecule: messenger RNA, 3732 nt
Organism: Xenopus laevis (African clawed frog)
Lineage: Eukaryota; Metazoa; Chordata; Amphibia; Anura; Pipidae
Gene: clca3p.S
Product: chloride channel accessory 3, pseudogene S homeolog
Exons: 15
Coding region: 202-2937 (911 amino acids)
Biological process (GO): chloride transmembrane transport; chloride transport
Cellular component (GO): plasma membrane
Molecular function (GO): intracellularly calcium-gated chloride channel activity
Source: RefSeq, a predicted model, not a curated record